AUGCCGUUCUCCCGUUCUUUCACACUUGCAGCAAUUGCAGCACUCCUGUCGUCCGUCAUGGCCGACGCGAAUGCGAUAUGUUACUCGUAUGGUGUCGAUUUUGUUGACGAAGGGAAUUACUUCAUCAAUUCGCAAUUAUCUGAGCAGUUCAGUUCGGUCUCCUACUUCAAGGGCUGCAAUCAAGAUGUGGCGGAUGUUUUGCUCGUCGAGCCUGAAGGCGUCAACUCUCAAGAGUAUCUGUGUGAUCAGAUGACGACAUAUCCCAACGACGACUUGAAGACAUCGACAUGUCCAAUCAGGAAGAACCAAAUGAUUUCAGGACAUUGGCGCUUGCUUGUGUUGGGCAACAAUGGCGAUGAAGGCCAGCCAUUCGCAUGGCAGAGAGAUCUUUAUCUGACCUAUGACUUCAACGCCUGUGGAGACUCAAACAACGACAACUACUUUUACCAAUGUCGUCACUACAGGGCCACUCUCAACGGUGACGCUUCCAAGUGGAACCGCGAAGAAUACCAAGACAAUUACACCUCCACCGACAACAACAACGUCUACAAAGAUUAUGACAAAGACUUCGCUAUCUUUGACCAAGCUCUCGCUACCCCUACUACAAUCCCCAAAUUACAUCGUUUUAUCCGCAAGGCCGAUCGUGCUGUCGACGUUGAAUGGGCUCGUGCCCGCAUCGAAGCUGCUAAGCAAAGGCGUACCGAGAUGGCUCGAGAGGCUGCUGCACCUCUCGAACGCCGUGCACCGGAUGCUCCAACCCUGACUGUUACCGCCGAUGUACCUGUCAAUACAACGACAACUAUCCUUGCCCCAGCCACUACCACCACUGAGACUGUUCUUACUUCUGCAACUGUUACUUCAACUUUGCCCCCUGCGACCGUCUUUUCUGGCUUGUUCACCAGCACAAUUACGCUUCCGACUCCGACCAAGACUCAGCUCAAGUUGAGCUUCGCUACAACCACCAAAGUCAUCACUUUUGGAGCUACUUUCACCAAGCAUACCACCGUUACUCCUACGACCUCUGUCAGUGCCUGCAAGAAAGCGGGAGGACAUUUCUGGUGA
This is a messenger RNA of Parastagonospora nodorum SN15, 1062 nucleotides long. RefSeq lists its product as hypothetical. Lineage: Eukaryota; Fungi; Ascomycota; Dothideomycetes; Pleosporales; Phaeosphaeriaceae. The transcript is spliced from 3 exons. Bases 1 to 1062 code for a protein of 353 amino acids. The record is from RefSeq and is a predicted model, not a curated record.